This is a messenger RNA of Eurytemora carolleeae, 2756 nucleotides long. Its product is annotated as extensin-2. The coding region runs from base 94 to 1821 and encodes 575 amino acids. NCBI's taxonomy places the organism in Eukaryota, Metazoa, Arthropoda, Copepoda, Calanoida, Temoridae. The record is from RefSeq and is a predicted model, not a curated record. The transcript has 4 exons.
GCCAGAACUUCAGUAGUUACUGCACCGGGCUCCACGUUGUACGCAAUUUAUUUGGGCAUUAAAACAAAACAACUUGGAAUAAUUUCAAUCAGGAUGAGAUUGAUACUGAGUUCCCUUCUGCUACUGGGAGUUUUGGGAUGUUCUCUUGGACAGCAGCAUCAUGGACCCCGUCCAAGACUAGCUGCUCGACCAGCUGCAGCAAAAAGGGCAGUUCUUAGACCAAGGGCGAGCAAUCUGCGUCAGCAGAAACCAAGACAAGAAGAUUUCUUACAGGCCAGUCGAAGAACUAUUGUUGAGCUGCUUGAUGCUGAGAUAACUAUUCUUGAAGCUAUUGCUGGAACUACUGUUGAGGAGGCACAAGCUGAAGAAGCUGCUGCAGCUCAAGGAAAAAGGCCACAAGGUGCUGUUCGUAGACCUGCCCCUACACACACCAGACGUCCUUCCUCUCAUGCUCAUGCACACCAAGCUCAACGACCUCAUGCUUCUGCCCAUCAGGCGCCAAGACCACACUCUCCCAAGCCUCAUGCACACAGGCCUCAUGCUCCUGCACCUCAUCCUCCCCACCCUGCACCUACUCAUUAUCACAAGCAGAACACAGUACUUCUGGAUCCAUUUGUAAUGCUAGACUCCCCUGAUCUAUCAAAGAAGCCCUAUGAAUCAAAGCCUACCUCUGACUAUUCAGCACCUGCUGUCAAAGAAUCAAAUUCUGCCCCGGAGAAACCUCUACCCACCUAUGGAGCUUAUGAGUUGGUUCACUCUGGAACCGUGUCACCUUAUACUUCUGCACCUACCCCAGUUUAUGCUGCACCAACCCCCUCAUAUUCUGUACCUGCUCCUGCUCCUGCUUAUGAAGCUCCUGCCCCCUCAUAUUCUGCUCCUGCUCCUUCUUAUGAAUCGCCUGCUCCUUCUUAUGAAUCGCCUGCUCCAGCUUAUUCUUCACCAGAACAAGAAUAUGGAGCCCCCAGUUAUGAAGCCCCAGCUCCUGCUCCAGCUUAUGAAGCACCUAAUCCUGCCUACUUUUCUCCUGAGCCUACUUAUGGAGCCCCCUCUUAUGAAACUCCAGCGCCUGCUCCAGCUUAUGAAGCACCAGCUCCAGUCCCCUCUUACAAUUCCCCAGCACCAGCUCCAGCUUAUGAAGCUCCUGUUCCAGCCUACUCUGCUCCUCAGCCAAGCUAUGGAGCUCCAGCUUAUUCCGCACCAGAACCCACUUAUGAAGCCCCCUCUUAUGAUGCCCCAGCCCCUGCUCCAGCUUAUGAAGCGCCUGCUCCAGCCUACUCUGCUCCUCAGCCAAGCUAUGGAGCACCAGCUUAUUCUGCACCAGAACCUACUUCUGGAGCACCUUCUUAUGAUGCGCCUGCUCCUGCUCCUGCUUACGAAGCUCCUGCCCCCGCCUAUGCUUCUCCAACACCUGCUUAUGCUCCCCCUACUCCUGCCUAUGCUGCUCCUACCCCUGCCUAUGCUUCUUCUGUUGAUCUAUAUGGCGCCCCUGCACCAGCUUAUGCUGCUCCUGAACCAGCCUAUGCUGCUCCUGAACCAGCCUAUACUGCUCCUGAACCUGCUUAUGCUGCUCCUGAACCAGCUUACGCUGCCCCUACUUCUGUUGAUCAGUAUGGAACUCCAGAACCGGUAUAUGAACAGGUUCCAGUGUACACACCACGAGCAAACAAUUAUCAAAACACAUUUUUCGCCAGUAAGAAUGUGGACCUUAAGACAUCUGCGAGUACUACAGUUGAGGUUGAAAACGAGGCUGAUGGCCCACUGUUCAGAUCUGCUUUGAGAAAACUAGUUACUACACCACCUCCAUCAAUUUCAGGAAAAUAGAAAGAAAAAACUAUUUAAUUUUUUAAUUUUCUUGUUUAAAAUUGUGAUAUCCAGUUCAUUUCUUGUACAGUGUACAAGAGUCCUACAAAAUACACUGAUAGAGUAUAGAAAAUGUGGUAAUUGUAUUAGGUUUGAAGCUUUUGUUUAGAAAUAACCUUAAUGCUCGUACAGUCUCUAAAAACACCCCUCUUAAGGAGGGACAUAGAGAAGCCCAAUUGUUAAGGGUUAAAAAAUCUGUAAAAUCAAAUGAAUACAAUUACUGAACUUGUCCUAUCUGAGAAAAUAAGUAUUUUUCAUUGUUUUUAGCAUUGUUUAUUAAUAUUUUAUUUAAACAAACAAUAGAUGAUUUUACCCCCGGUGAGAGAUAUUUGACCACUUACACACGGCUAUAAUUGUUUAAUUAUUUUUACCAACUUUUAAUUUUGAAAUUUAAUGUUUAAUUAUGUAUUCCAGAAAACAUGUUUUGGUUGGAAUUGUUAAUAUUUAUGAAGUAUAUUUGCCCUGUUGAUGUAUAUCGGACCCGGGGCCCGGGGGCGUUUAAAAUCUAAUCAUUAUUCAAGGUUAUUGCCUAUUUCAAGGGUAUAUAUAUAUAUAUACAGUCAUUCAUUUAAUAUAUUCGGACUCUAUUUCAGAGCAAAUAAAAUAUGUUUUAUUGCUCUCGUAGCAGGGGCAUAAUUCGUCUACAUUGACCCUUCACCCCCCCCCCACCCCUUAUUUUUUGAAGUAAAUAACUCUGAAAAGUUUUUUCUUCUCAACAUAUUUUUGAUUAAAAUCAUAAAAUUGAUAUAUUUUUAAACCGUCAUUUCUCAUUUUUACUUGCCACAGAUUGUCAAAUUUUCGUUAAAUUGUUACCAUAGCCUUAAACAAAUUCUAAUUUUUUAAUCCCAAUAUCUUUGCAAAUUAAUGGAGUAAACCUUUGAUAAUUUAGACUUAGU